AUGUCUCUCUUUCUCUCUUCUCCUUACUCUCCUUUUCUUUCUGUCUCUCUCUCUUCUCCCUUACUCUCUUUUCUUUUCUAUGUCUCUCUUUUCUCUCUUCUCCCUUACUCUUUUUUUCUUUCUAUGUCUCUCUCUCUCUUCUCCUUACUCUCUCUUUUCUUUCUAUGUCUCUCUUUUCUCUUACUCUCUUUUCUUUCUAUGUCUCUCUUUCUCUCUUCUCCUUACUCUCUUUUUCUUUAUGUCUCUCUUUCUCUCUUCUCCUUACUCUCCUUUUUCUUUCUGUCUACUUUCUCUCUUCUUCUCUCUUUUUCUCUAUGUCUCUCUUUCUCUCUUCUCCUUAAUCGCUUUUUCUUUCUAUGUCUCUCUUUCUCUCUUCUCCUUACUCUCUUUUUCUUUUUAUGUCUCUCUUUCUCUCUUCUCCUUACUCUCUUUUUCUUUCUAUGUCUCCCUUUCUCUCUGUCUCCUUACUCUCUUUUUAUUUUUAUGUCUCUCUUUCUCUCUUCUCCUUACUCUCUUUUUCUUUCUAUGUCUCUCUUUCUCUCUUUUCCUUACUCUCUUUUUCUUUCUAUGUCUCUCUUUCUCUCUUUUCCUUACUUUUUUUCUUUCUAUGUCUCUCUUUUCUCUCUUCUCAUUACUCUCCUUUUCUUUCUCUCUCUCUUUCUCUCUUCUCCUUACUCUCUUUUUCUUUCUAUGUCUCUCUUUCUCUCUUCUCCUUACUCUCUUUUUCUUUCUAUGUCUAUCUUUCUCUCUUCUACUUACUCUCUUUUUCUUUCUAUGUCUCUCUUUCUCUCUUUUCCUUACUCUCUUUUUCUUUCAAUGUCUCUCUUUCUCUCUUCUCCUUACUCUCUUUUACUUUCUAUGUCUCUCUUUCUCUCUUCUCCUUACUCUCUUUUUCUUUCUGUCUCUCUUUCUCUCUUCCCCUUAGUCUCUUUUUCUUUCUAUGUCUCUCUUUCUCUCUUCUCCUUACUCUCUUUUUCUUUCUAUGUCUCUCUUUCUCUCUUCUCCUUACUCUCCUUUUCUUUCUGUCUCUCUUUCUCUCUUCUCCCUUACUCUUUUUUUUUUCUCUUUUUCUCUUCUCCUUAA
This is a messenger RNA of Acanthosepion pharaonis, 1083 nucleotides long. The record is from the annotation of a GenBank genome assembly. Lineage: Eukaryota; Metazoa; Mollusca; Cephalopoda; Sepiida; Sepiidae.